AUGAUUGUGGGAGUCUCUGUGGCCUUUGCGGUCCUGCGUAUGCGAUAUCCCAUGGUAUACAGCUACAACAUUAUUGCCGAGCUGGUCCCGGUGAAGUUCGAAGAGGGCUUCUUCAGCUGGAUGAAAGUGGGCUUCCAGGUGCGCCAGAACGAGUUCCUGGGG
Messenger RNA from Symbiodinium pilosum, 162 nucleotides. Lineage: Eukaryota; Dinophyceae; Suessiales; Symbiodiniaceae. The record is from the annotation of a GenBank genome assembly.